Messenger RNA from Pristis pectinata (smalltooth sawfish), 3692 nucleotides. RefSeq names its product TAFA chemokine like family member 5a (gene tafa5a). The coding region runs from base 924 to 1343 and encodes 139 amino acids. Lineage: Eukaryota; Metazoa; Chordata; Chondrichthyes; Rhinopristiformes; Pristidae. Gene Ontology annotation, biological process: G protein-coupled receptor signaling pathway. Gene Ontology annotation, molecular function: G protein-coupled receptor binding; receptor ligand activity. The record is from RefSeq and is a predicted model, not a curated record. The transcript has 5 exons.
UGGGCGUGCUCGGGAACAGGAACAUUAUUCCUCGCUUUAAGAGGCAGCUGCGUCAGAUGCUGCGAGAGGCUUGAAUUCUGUGCUCCAGCCUGGAACAGUGUUCCAGACAAGAGCCUUCCUGAAGCACCUUGAAAACUUUGGAUCAACGCCGUCGCUCGGGGCCACUUGGAGUAAGCAGAAGCUGACUGAAUACUCUCUGUCACCGACCACGUCUGGGGAGCUGGGGCUGUGUCUCGGCUGGGAGCUGUGAGCAAGGGGCUCUCAACGUCAGCUGGUGGACGGAUGUGAUAUUGUACACGGCCGGUGCGUUACUGCCGUCUCUCUUCAAGUGUGUGCGUGUCGCCAUCCACGGGCACCAGGCUCUCUCCGGUGUCCACCCGGAGUCAUUUUCUUGUUCUGUAGCCAGGAUCUCCUGGUUUCUAACCCGGUUCUUUCUCUUUAUAGGGGUGUUACAAGUCAGUGUAAUCACGAAGCUCGUUUUCGGCCCCCAGCGUGUUGGGAUGUUUUAUAGGAUUAGGGUCUGUAAAGAGAGUCCCAUAUCUAGAUCUCCCCGAGCUGCAAGCAACCAAACCCGAGGCUUUUGUCAAUGAUAUUUAUAUAUAUAUAUAUCAUCAAGGAGUUUGAAUAAGUGCGAAUAAAGUGGCCUGGGGAAUCAUUGGCAGGUGUUGCCAUUAUUCGCAAGAAACAGCCGAGACACCUAACGCGGAGCUCUGGCCUGGCUGCGGUCGGUACCGAAGGAGCGAGUGUAACUUCAGCUCACCAAGUCAGCGCUGUGUGCAGGCAAUGGUCGGCGGAAGGCGGCAGCGAUGCUGAGCGGCGAUCCCGCAGGAGGGACAUGUUCUUGUUAGGGUUUACGCGUGGAGGAAGGGUCUCGUUGGACGGGAGAUUUGGUUUGUGAAACCAAACAGAAAGAACCCCCUCCCAUGGCUCCAGCAAACACCCGUAAGGAUGUCAACACUUGGCCAAGCAUGCCCUCAACUUUCUGGGCAGUCGUCAUCCUGGCGAGCCUCCUGAUCGCAUACUGCAGUCAACUUGCUGCAGGUACUUGUGAGAUAGUCACCCUGGACAAAGAUAGCAGUCAACCGCGAAGGACUAUAGCCAGACAAACUGCUAGGUGUGCAUGUAAAAAGGGGCAGAUUGCCGGCACAACAAGAGCAAAACCAGCCUGUGUGGAUGCACGGAUUGUAAAGACUAGGCAAUGGUGUGAAAUGCUUCCCUGUUUGGAAGGAGAAGGCUGCAAUUUGUUAAUGAAUAAAUCAGGCUGGACCUGCACACAGCCAGGUGGGCGAAUAAAGACAACUACGACCAAGGCUGUGAUGAGGUCAGGAGUCAAGUGGUCAUAGUGGAACCCAAGCUGAGCACCGGUGAAUUGGUCUCCUGACAAAUGCAUCAAGAAAGAAUCCUUAUAGGAGCAGCUUAGAACUCUGUGUGAUCUAUUUCCCCUAGCCAAGUUCUACUGCUGCAGACUGUCAUCUGUUGUAUGUUAUUUCCUCAACUCUCUUUGACUAUAAGUUAAAGAGCAUAAUCCCAUCUCUGACUUUUGAGCUAAAGUUUCACUCAUUCUGAAUAUGAACAACUGGUGCAACACCUGUAGAUGACUGAGCCAAGCUUGGAUGGCAGCAAUAUUGACCAUGUUUGGAACUCCUUGUCCCCACACUUCAACCGGUGUUGGACUUGCCAUUACCCUGUUGAUGUUGCAGCCCAGAAAGCCUGUUUUACAGAAGACUGAAUUAUUUCUAUCAGCCCUUAACAGGUGGUGAAUCUUUGCUUCAGGUGGGACAUUAAAAGAGUUACAGAAGGCUCCUCAACAAAGACACUGUGCUUUUAUGUGUGUAACUCUCUCUGACGUCUAUACAUCUAUUUCCUCAUCGUUGUUCACAAAACAGUAGACCAAAGAACACAAGGAGAAUGCUGAAGUGGACACUAUCUCAUUGUGAAUGAGCUUUACUGGUUUCAAUUGUAGUGGGUUCCUAAAGGAUUUCGAUUCAGUUUUUUCACAGAGCUGAAAUAAAUCAUUACUGGCUAGGGUAAAGUCUUUAUUGAAAAAAAAGAAAGGGAGUCCCGAUGUAAGAUGUCUAAGGAUCUAAUGGAGCGUGGAGAUAAAAUAGUUUAUUUCCUGUCACAAAAGAGACACAUAUGAACAUUUGCGCUGGGAGGAUAUCUUAGUCUCCUGUUUAGUUUGGCUGACUUAUUUCUCAUUCUUAAGUCAUGUUGUAUUUCAACCAGAAAGAAAGAACAAAAUGUGAACCAUUUGCAGCUCUUAUUUCCUUUCCCAGCACAAAAGUAGCUACUGUCAAACAGCAUUCGCAAUGAGCAUGUCUGGCUACCUGCAGCCUGUGUCACAUUUCAAUCAACCAUCUACCACAAGAAAAAAAAAGAUCAAAUUAGAGGAGAAAGUAACAUUUCUUGAAAACAGGAUCAUUAAAUGUAUUUUGAGAAACCUAAAGUUAUAUAUUUAACAGUUUUUAUAUGUUGUAUCUUUGUAGAAAAUCUUAUUUAACAAAUAAUGUGGUCGUACUAUGCCAGCCUUGAAAGCAGUCAAGAGUUGUGUUUUAACUUCUGGUAUCUGUCAAAGAGAUGAUUGGUGUAUUUUUUUUCCUUUGGACCAUUCUGGAUCUUAAAACUGACCACAAAGAACUCUGUAGAAAAAAAUGCUGUUUAUACAUCAAUACAUUCAACCAUUGCACUGUAGGAAGGCAGUUCAUUUCUUUUAUGUACUGGUAUAAUAGAGUGGAAAACAUUUUAAACUUUGCUAUCAAUACUGGUUUUCAUUUCUCCCCUUUUCUUUUCUCGUGUUUGACUCUUACUAAAUUGGAUCUCUGAGCUGUUCUAAAGUAAUACAAUGCAAGCUCUCACUGAAGUUUUGAUGAAAAACAGUGGGCAGGACUAAUCAUUAUACUAUUUCCCCAGAUCCACUGAAGUAGUACUCUUUCCUGCUAUUUUACACAAGAUGAGAUCUUUCUGAGCUAAAAUGUGAGUUACUAAUUUACUGUAACAGAACAUCCAAAGACUAGGUCAGUUUCUAACAGUAUUUUCUUGUAACAGCCUAUAUUUGUGUUCCAUAAGUUGAAAAUCAUUGUACUUUCCCCAAAAAGGAUCUUGAAAUUCUUCAGUUACUGUUCAAAAAGCAUAGAAGCACACAUUCAACUUGUUGGUUCACUUACACUGAAAACAGAUGAUUGUAUAGUCCUCUAUGAAGCUGUCUUUCUUUGAACUUCAUGUUAAUGUUAAAGGCUGAACGAAAAACGGGACAAAGACCAAAGCUUAAAUUUGAAAUUAAUUGUUUCCCCUGCCUGGCAAGAUAGUAAAAGGUAUGGAUGAGCAACACGAUAUUCAGAUAUCAUUUAGGAAUAUUUGAUUGUGAUUUCAAUCAAUGUAGGCUUCUUUUCAAAUAAUCAGUAAGGUGCAGUCUGACCUGCUGGGAUGUUAUCCGAGGAAUGUUCCUGAGCAGGUAAGAGUAAAUGUUGCCCUAUUGUCAUGGUAAUAUUGAGAUAAAAUUGCUCUCACAAAACCUGAGAAUCCAUCCUGUUUCUAUGGUGGCAAUAAAUAAGGUUCAAACAGUCGUAUUAUUUGAAGCAAAUGCAGUUUGAAAUUGAAUGAUUUAUUUAAUGGAAUUAAAACCCUUUAAUCUAAUCAAUGAGGACAUGUAACCAUAUUCCACAGUAAGUAUGUACAUGUUUUCUACACUGAUC